AUGUCGAUUUCAAACGAUGGAAAACGUAUGAGAGGAAAUAAUGAAAGAAGAAUUAAAAGAGAUAAGCCAUAUAAUAAAAGAAAGAAACAAGCAGGGUCAUCAGAAGACAUACUCAAUGACCAAUUAGAGAAAAUAUUUGAUAGAGUUAUAUUACCUGAUGAACUAGUUGAAAUAAGAUAUGAAGUCAUGGAACGUGUUGAACAUGUAUUAAAUCUAAAUUACGUUGAUUUUAUGUUUAAAGGACAAGUGUACGGAUCAACCCAUUAUGGUCUAUGUCUAAAAGAUGGUGAUUUAGAUAUCUGUUGUACUAGUCAGUCAGGAAGACAAGUAAGCCCUGUUGUAUUAGAGUCAUUUGCGGAGUGUUUUAAGAGAAACAAAUUUGAAGUAAAGAAUGUUAUUGAGACUGCAAAAGUUCCUAUUAUCAAGAUGAUUGAUUUAGAGACUAAAGUAAAAAUUGAUUUAUCAUUCAAUCAACCUGUGGCUCAAAUACACUCAGAAUUCUUUUAUACAAUGAUUGCUUGCAUUAAACAUUUUAGGAUUGUUGCGGUAUUGUUAAAAUAUUGGUUAAAAAUACGGAAUUUGAAUUGUCCAUUUAAAGGAGGACUGUCAUCAGCAGCUCUAUGUUUUAUGAUAUGUCACUAUUUUACAACAUUUGACCCCCCAUUAUUUCCUUCUGAUUUUCGAUAUUACUUAGUACCUCCAUGUGAAUUAAGGAUAUUAGGAUCUAAAUUACCAGCACAAGUAACAAUGCAACAUACUCCAGCAAGUUUAGUUAAAGGGUUUUUUGAUUAUUAUAAAAAUUUUGAUUAUGACUACCCUAUUCAACCAACACUAGGUGAAUUACCUGAAAAUUACUUUCUUGUACCUGCGGUUAUGACGGUAUUAGAUCCUAUUUCACUUGUAAAUUGUACUAAAGGAGUUUCAAUGGAUGGACUGAAGGCAUUAAAAAUGGAACUAACACGGGCAAGUAAAAUAUUAAGUGAAGAGAAUGAUUUCAAUAAGUUACUAGAAAAACCUGUACCCUUUCCUGAAUAA
This is a messenger RNA of Entamoeba dispar SAW760, 1035 nucleotides long. RefSeq names its product poly(A) RNA polymerase cid11, putative. Bases 1 to 1035 code for a protein of 344 amino acids. The record is from RefSeq and is a predicted model, not a curated record. Gene Ontology annotation, molecular function: nucleotidyltransferase activity. Gene Ontology annotation, biological process: RNA 3'-end processing. The transcript has 5 exons. Lineage: Eukaryota; Evosea; Mastigamoebida; Endamoebidae.